This is a messenger RNA of Pocillopora meandrina, 9124 nucleotides long. The record is from the annotation of a GenBank genome assembly. NCBI's taxonomy places the organism in Eukaryota, Metazoa, Cnidaria, Anthozoa, Scleractinia, Pocilloporidae.
AUGGACGGUUUUCCAGAGAAAAAGGAACAACACAAUAACAAGGGAACUCUAGUCAACGGUUAUGUCGAAGAUAACUCUGAAGGAGGAAAACCUGCUUCAAGAAAACGAACCAUUAUGUGGAUCACUGCCAUCUUUGCGGUUAUAGCACUUGUGGUUGGUGGAGCCAUACUCACAGCAACUUUGUUGAAUCGGAAAGAGCAAGUUACUGAGCGUUUAGUGGAAGUCAACUUGGAACCAGGUGAAACUUUGUUGUAUCAAGUUGAGCAAGUCCUUGAAGUACGAAGUGGAGAGCUUCAGAGAGGUAUUUGAUGUCGCUACUAAUUAAGCAUUUAAUGCUGUCUUGAACUGCCUUUCGUCGCUGGCUAAAACUUACGAAUUUUCUAUUUUGAAAUAGCCUUUUUGGUCGCAUAGGCAAUUUUUUCGAAAAAAUCAUUUUACGUUAAAGAUGACAUUAGGUAACAAUGCAUUUUGUUAGAUUUCAGACACAUUCUGCAAUUUACAAGAUAAUUAAGAACAGUGAAUAUGCUUUCCUAAAACAUUGAAAGCAGGCAAUCAAAAUGGAAAUCAAAUCUCAGGUUAAGAAUUCUAAUUCGGGCCGUACAGAGAUAUAGAAUACGGGGUUUACAUAGUCUUGUGAUCACCCUAAGUCUUCUGUUGCUGUCCCUUUUCGGUGACUUUGAGGCGCUGGAUUUGAUUUUGCGCGGAAAAUCAUGUUUAUUUGAAAUAGCAUUAUAUAUUUGAAGACAUUUGCAUAUGCAUACUUCAGUGUGGUUUUUUGGAAUUUUUUUUUUUCGAAUUUUUCAUCUCAAUAAAUUGUUUUUAUCAAAUUCAUCGUUAGAACGCUAAACCCAGCAUACCCACAUAAUUAGCUCAAUUCCGAAUUUACUUCGGCAUUGGACAUAUCAAUCUACUUUCGAAUGUUCGGGGUAGACAUAAUAGACUUUUGUGCAGGCUAGGCGCAUUGAAUUUGCAUAGUAAUCCAGUUUGGCUAUAUCGUGAAUAUAUUUUAUGGUCGAUCUGGGUAAGUUUUGUUGAUACUGCCAUACGGAAUUGUUUCUUCAGAAAUUUAAUAAGAUCAGCACCAGCAGUUUAGUCAUCAGUUCCAGAGUUACUUGGAGAGUACUCGUCCAUUUAUUCUCAAUUGAGAUUUCGGAAGGUGGCUUUUCUCUUUCCAGUCUUUAAUAUGUCAGUUUGAAAGGCAUUUUGGAUAAUCGAAAGGCACUUAAAUAUCCAUCAAUAGCCACCUCCAUUUCGGUGAAUAGUUGUUAAUUGUUCCACGGUUGGUUGAUGCACAGGUUUUUUUAGCCUGAUAUCUAUUGUCUAGUUCUGGUGGUGACAUGAAGACAAUUGGUUCUUCAUUAACUUAAUAAUUUGCAUCUAAAAUUGCCAUUUCAUGCUGGUUCUUAUUAUAAAUCGUUUUAUCCUCGACCCCUAUUAAAUUAAAGAGUCGUGUCAUAAUUGUUGUUUAAGAAAGGUGUCUAUAGUUAGCAUUUAGUCUUGGAAGUUCACCUCUCAUCAUCUGGCAUCUCGAUGCGUUCUUUUAGAAAUAGGCUGCAAAUUUGGUAUACCUUUUGGUGUCUUUUAAAUCAAGACUCCCACCAAAAACAUUAGGACCUCCGAUUUUCCAGUUCGAAAUCCAAGAAAAGUUUCUUUUUUUUUUUUUUUUUUUAAUCCAAUUGAUUGUUUGAGAGGUAGCUGAGCAACAAAGUACUUUUUUAAAAUUUUCCUACAAGGUUAAGUCAAGGUUAAUGAACCGUCAACCUACCAAAGACACUGAUAUGGUGUUUUACUUUCAAAAUAUCAACCGGGAGGUUUAUUGAGCUGCCUUUAUACUUCCGGUUUUUUACGACGCAAAAUCAGCAUCCUUCGAAGAAUGAAUUUGCUGUUUAGAUAUUGAAGUUACAUAUUCAUCAAGCUUGAUGUCUUGCUUCCUUACAAUUGUCAGGAAAACAGGCAAUCAGAUCGAAUUUAACUCAACAAGGAUUGUUUAUCAGCCAAAGUGCCUUAGUGUGCUAGAUUUCUAUAUUUUGUAUUAGCUAAUUUGGUCAUUUUUUUCAGGGACACUAAGUACCAUCGUUGCUCUUCAAGUAAUAAACAAGACAUCAGAGGAGUAUUGGUUCGUUUUUAAGAUCAUCAGUAUUGAUGCUGAAGGAGAAAACUUGGAAAAAAUCGGUAACGUGACCCGAGGAAGAUCGUUAUAUUUUUUGGUUAGGGUUGAGCGCACUUCAAGGUAGGUAGCAAGAAAGCAUUUGAAAGAAUUUGUCUUCUGAGUCAUGUCGAUAAUACCAGAGAGCAAUUAAAUAGGCAUGAUUGCUUGCCCUGAUGGAGGUUUUUUUUUUUUUUUUAUAAAUAUCAUAGUGAAACCAGAAAACCAUUCAACUUACCGCUACCUUAGCCUGAGCAAUUAAGUCAAAUAGUUUCAUAAUCUGAAGAGCCAGACGAACAAUUACUGACAAUUGCUACACUUAUUACUCAAACUAAUAAUGUAUAAUUAUGAUUCACUUUGAUUCGGUCACGAAAUUUCAGUUUGAAAUAGUAUCAUUUAACUCUCUUAUCGGUUAAUUGAGGUUGAGGUGGGAGGUGGGGGGGGGUUGGUGGCUGAUCACGGAAUUGUCUGUAAAAAUUACUUUUAAAGCCAAAAAUGUCCAAAAGAAAUUCAAACUUCCCUCUCUAAAAUGAUUCUUUCUUUCCUUAAGAUAUGAAGCAAGAAAACAUGCUUUGUUAUUAGAAGUUAUUUUCAUAAAGCAUUCACAACAUUUAUUUUUAGACAGGAGUAUAUCUUCACUAUCUGACCGACGGUGGGUCGUAUUGCAACAUUGAAUGCUUUGUCUAAAAGAAGCGUUCUUCUUCUGAUUCCCAAUUUUAAGCCUUUUAUACAUCGCAAACCACAUCCCUUUAGAUACGGAUAUCAGUUCUUAAUUUUCACGUAGAGAUAUCGGGUAAGUUUCUGCUCAAUUAGAAUAGAGGACAAAAUUUUCUCAAAAACUUCUUCCAGUGCUAUAAUCUGUGUUUCUAAUUUCUAUCAGCAGUUGGCUUUGAAUUCCUCAGGAGUUAGCAGGAUAAGUAGCUAUACUCUUUUAAAACAUGAAGUUCCCAAUUCCAUUUCCCUUCCUUUUACUUUUUUUGUUAGUCAUAUUCAUAUUCCACAAUUUUGACUCGUUUGAAAAUUGUUGAGGAACCUGAAAUGGGACUUCUUGAACACGGUAUCAUGCUAAUUGCCAAUUGGGAUGUUUUCAACAGGUCUGAAGUAAAGAAAACGUCAAAAUCCACCGAAGAAGAUGAGUCCUUUGAAUUAUACGGAAAUCCAGAGUCCGACGAGGGGUUAACACGCUAUGCCCGAGCCAUACUUACCCAGCUUCUCCCAACUGUUGAGCGCAACCUUUACGAACGUGUAGACGGACAGAAACGAGACCCAAAUUCCGAGCCAAAACCUGAAAAAUCUUUCAUGUUUCCCGGAAUUGUGAAGAUGCACAGAGAAGCAAACACAUCGCAAAAUGACAAAAUUUUUAUUAAAAACAAAUUCAAUCGGUCGGAUGUCACCAAUAUGACAUCUGACAUCGACUUGGACUUGUCAUAUGCUGAUUCAUCAGUUCUUAACAAGAGCAACGGCGUGGUAACAAAAGGUGAAGUCCAUUUAACUGAACAACUAAAUUUCGGAGAGCCAGUUCAGUUUAAGAAAGGAUCCACAGCCGACAUGAUGAAAGUUUCUUUCACGAGUAAGGUUACUCUUCUUGAUGAUGAGAAGUACCGGAAAAGCUAUCUUGAAGACGAGGAACUAGCAGAUGUUAAUGUUCGUGAUUUCGUCAAACUCGUUGCACCAAAAUCUGACCAAACAUUCAGGGUGAAAACCUCUGAGAGAGAGGCUCUGAAUGAGCCUUCGGUUGAUUCAAAGGAAAUGAACAGCACGUCCGCUGACGAUGAGCGAGAGACAAACUUGACAACAGCAGCGCACGACUCAAGACACCAGCGAAGUCGCAGACAAAACUUUGUUCAAAAAUUCCUUAAUGCUCCUCGAAAGAUUUCGUUCACACUCUUUAAGAAAAAAAUUAUAGGCAUAGAUAUGAAAGUGGAGACCACUGUUCGAAUUGAAUCAAUUAAAAAGCUAGUCAACCUUAAGCUUGACAAGACCGAGUUGUAUUUAACUCUGCAUUUGGGAGCCAGUGUAACAGCGCCACUUCUCCGAGAAUCCAUUGACACCACUAAGAAAGAAACAAAGAAGAUAAAUGGACUAAACGUCGAAGUUGUAAGUGCUUGAAUUUAAAAUGUCGAUGUUAGAUCGGGCCUCUAUUUCGGCAGGUUUUUUCUGGGAGGCAGCUCACGGUUUGCGAAAAACAAGGUCGACAAAAGCACUAGCAUGGAAGAAAGUAAAUUGCACCAGUGGCUCGUGUGCCUUCAUUUACGUGUAUUAGAUUUUGAGUUUUACUUAUUUCAAUAGACGCUAUAAUGACUGCUUUUAAACGAUUCUACGAUAACAGGAUAAUAUUGAAACCUUUAGCCCCACAUAAUUUAGCCGUAAAAAAUUGCCUGUCAGGGAGGUAGACGACGACCACGACCGAAUUAUAAACUUAGGCUUUUUGCGCAGGAGGCCCAAGUAAUGACCGCACUGUUUGAAAAAGUUUAUGUACAUGUAAUGCAAUUUACUGGUUUUUUUUUCUCUUUUCUACAGAGCCACAGUAUUCCGAUAUUUUGGGUCGUCAGUCUUGAUGUGGAUUUUAUUCUUAAGCCAUCUUUUAGCAUCUCAGUGGACCCAGGCUCACUCUCACCAUCCCGGUUAAGCGUAACGGUGAGUAGAUAUAACUGAAUUGAUGGUUAACAUGUAAUGUAAACAAUGAUUAACAUAUCUGGGUGUAUUGUGUAUUGUAAUAAGGAAUUUUUCUGUUACUCUAAUAUGCAACGAUGUUGUUGUUUUAGCAUUAACUUUGUCGUAAGAGUAUUUACAUAUAUUUGCCGUUCAAACUGGAACACCAUGAUGUAUGACGCAGAGUCAAAUAGGCAAUGGUUCUUUUAACCUCAUUUGGCAAGAAAAAAAAUAUGUGGAAUGGUAAAAGAGUCUAGUUCUUGUUGUAAGGAUUAGCUUCCGAGGAUAAGUUACGGCUUUUGGUCACCAUUAUGGAGAAGUACAUCCAUCCUGGCGUCUUAUUCAACGGUUCAGUUGACUGUGAGUAUUGCUCAGUUUACAAGGCACUAAAAGAUUACAUCUGACAGUCUAAUUCAAUGCUAAACUGAGCUGACUACAAACAUGUAGGCCCUUUGAAUCUUUGGGUUGUCACGCAAUACCGGUGACAAAGGAACUUUAGGGGGUAGGUGAAGGGCAAAACUCCAUAUAAUUAAGCACUAUCAGAAUUGAACUCUUGGAACCUACAAAAUAUUUUAUUCUGUAAACAUUUUUGUAAUAGUGUCAUCUUUGUCUGGUGACAAACAGUAAAAUACAUUUAUUUAUUGCAGGGAAUUAUUCUUGUUUUUUUGGCGCUCUGUGCCUGUCGUACUUAUUAGGGGUGUUUUUCUUUCCACUAAAAUAGCAAGAAAUACUCUAACAGCAUGAAAGAGGACCUUUUGUACAGUUUUAAAACACCAUGCUUCAAAACGCAGCGGUGGGGAUGUGUGGCUUAUGUGAGGCUGGGGUGCUAUGUUCCGUGGCCAAUGGGUGGGGCUAGCAUAAGGGAGUGGUAUUAUUAACCGCUGUUAACAGACCCAACUACCGUCUAAAACCUUAAGCUACAGAGGGGCCGACAUAUGUGCGCUCGGCACAAAAUAAGGUCGAUCUUAUCUUCAGGACCGGUAAAUUUGAAAGCCAACUCACGACUUGCGAUAUUCUUGGUGCAUCAAAGUAAAGGAACAAUUUCCGUUUCACGCAUUCGAUCUCUAGUGUUGUAACCACAAACUCUGCCAAUAAGCGACUUGAACGAACAACAACCUUCCAUUUUUUAUGUAACAAAGUUGACCGUGUAAGUUAAUGUAUUUGUGAAAAACAAAGUCCGAAGCCCCGCCUCUAAGCGAACAAUAGGCAUCGUGUAAUUACCAUAAACCAGGUUUUGUUUACUAAGGCUUAGUAUUUUUAGCAGGUACUAAAUUUAGCUUUUCAACGAGUAUUAGCCAAAGGUCCGAUCUCCGCGACUUUCUCAGCAGCAGAGUGAAGUCUUUUUACUUUCCCCUUCCCCUACCCCCUAAAAAAUAACUUUCCAUCGUAUGAUUUGCAUUGCGUGACGACUCUCCGUAUACAAAACUACGUUGACUGCAACAUAUGUGUAGUGCCACUUUUAAAAGCAUCGAUCAGAUCUACUGCACCACAAAUUGAACAACACUCACAGUCAACUGAACCGCUGAAAAAGAUGCCACAGUGCAGAAAGAUGUCAAACGUUUUAUAACGAAGGUUGGUGACAGUUCGCAGAUUGACAGGCAGUUUCAUCAGACGUUAUAAAUACGACGAGCGACAAGAUAACCAUAGUAAAAUGGUCUUUGGAUCUUUCUUCUAAAGCAGAUGAGGUUAGAGCAUUUGGAAAUGUGUACCCAUGUACAUUUUCCGGCCUCAUAUGGGUUGAAUCAUAUUAAAGUAUGUGUGUGGCUCGCGACUGGAAUGUUGAUCGCGAAAGGUCAAAUAACUGCAUUUUAACGGACUUUGAAAAGCUUUCGUAUCGCUCUCAAUCAUUUGCCCAAAAAAAUUUUUACAGUAAUAUUGAAAACGUCUUUUCGUAAUUCUACCGCCCAAAGCUUAAUCCAUUUGAAGGUUUAGCACAUGCUGAAAAUUAACUUUACUCACAAAGUACUUUCACUGAAGAGAAAUGUAUGCUUUCGAAAUUAAAUUAUUUUACAGGCAAAGAGGAACGCAGUGUUUACAAACAUCGUUUUGUGAGGUCUUAUGAGGUUGAAAAAGAAGAUUUGAGUGUUAAAAAGACGAGAUUGUGAUUCGUUUUUGAAUGUGAAGCCCUCAAACUUGUGCAAUAAUUUGCCGCUAAAAAUGACGAUUUUAACGGAAGUUUGUUAUUUGUAUUUUUCUCUGAAAUAAAAAGAUAUUUUGCCAAAAAAAGUAUCCAGUGAUUUUAGUUAUAGUCUAGCCUAUCUAAUAUUAAAACAAGAAAGAAAUCGAAUUUUUCACCCUUGCCGCGAAAUUUAGAAUUUGUCUGAUUUUUACAGACAAGCGCUCUUAAAGAUCAAUGCUCAAAAAGUCAAGCCUCAAAAAAAAACCAAAAACAUCUGAAUGUGAAUCGUUCAUUGCGGCCAUGUUUUUUGCUCCGCUUUCCAUCUUAUUUUUUGACAUGUUCUACAGUAUAAUAAUGUGGCAUAAUUUUCGGGUUCCGUUGUCCUUAUAACGGGUAAAAUGGCUCACAGGAUGAAUAAUAAAUCGCUCUCUCUGUCAGCAACAACUUCGAUGAUGUAAGAGACAGGUAAAGAAUGAUGGAUUUCAUGAAAUCAUACAAAUAUAUAAAUGAAUUAAUAAAAUAAAAGCUCUUACAUGUCAUUUCAGGUAACGCCCUAUGCAUCAGUAACAGCCACUUUGCAAGGAUCCGUAUCCGUAUGGCUUAUAAGGGCUGGGGUAUACGGCGACGGACACUUGAUAAGCGGAAGUCUUCCAAUCAGCGUGUCGUAUGAUGAAAAUCGCCUUUCCUACAGGGAUAUCUGCGUAGAUGUUUCAGCUGACUUACGGAUCCUUGAACUGGAAGCCGGUGUCUUCUACCAAUGGAAGUCAUGUAAGUGGGACUGGUGGAGGCUUAGAUGCAAGUGGGGAACUCGACGCACCUUGCACAGUUUUGGCCGAUGGUCUGCCUUCAGUUUGAGGCAAAAUAUGAUUAAUGAAUGUUUCUGAUAACACUUUCCGAGGCGGUCCGAUAGUUGUUAACCGUUUAGUUUUUAAAGAACUUUUUAAUUGAGUGUCGAAAAUAAUCCGAGAAUGCAUUAGUUUUGCCUUACUUUGCUCUAUGAAUGGUCUAAAAAACUCCGCCACUCCCUCACUGGCGAUCUGAUGCAUAACUUACACCUAUCACGAUCCGCGGUCACCCACGUUUUCCCGCGCUGUGGGCGAGUUGUUUGUUUUUACUUUGAUUUCAUUGGCUCUUCAGGGUAUUUUUAUUUCUUCUCAUUGGCUUUUGUAAUUAUUACGUAAUUUUGGUUUUACGACACUCAGUCGAAAAGUACUUUAGUAAGAUUUAGUAUUUCCCGGUGUGUUUUAGAGGUGUCGUUUAUUUUUCGGAUUUGAUUUAACUUAAAGUCGAAGUACCUUAGAUUAGAGAGAGCGUGUGUGGAUUCUAUUUAUGGUUUCCAGUCCAACAUUGUGGUUGUAAGGUCAUUAUUUCCUAGAUUAUUUCUACGCGAGUUCGACUUUUUUUUUCACCCAUCUGCAUUAACAGUGUCAGCGAUCGGCAAAACCAAACAUAUCAGCAAUUAAGGUAUCAAGGUCGUCAAUGAUUCUACAAAGUUCUGAUACCAUUCUGCCGCCAAACGGCAGGAACGGAGAAGAUGAAGCUUAUGACGUCACAAAUCACUUGCAUCAACCAAUGCUUGUCGACCGGUGAUUGAUGGCUCUUCAUCAGAUUAGUUGGAUUAAUCCUUUACAUCCUAACAUCAGGAUGCAUAUUCUCUAUACUGUUCUAUAUACAUUUCCUAAGGUGCUGGAAAGGAGAAUUUGUUUAAUAGUCAAGAGAUUCUUUGGUUGGUGAUCAUUUCCUUCAUCCUUUUGACCCUAAUGAGUGAUCCAGGGCUGAUUUUGUAAGAGGAAAUUAGCCGCUGGUCACUCUUAGACUUUAAAGAGUUAAAGAAGAUCCCAUUUAGUUUCGUAACUAUUCGUCUCAGCAUUGAGAUGAUUUAUGUACUCAGUACUUCUCCAAAUUGAUUAAAAAGCUAAGCAAAUUAGGUAAAUCAUUUAACUUGGGCAAGAAAAGAAAAAAUCUUACUGUUUUGGCGGCCUAAAAUCUUUCAUCGUCAUUUUGUGCGUUAUGAUGGAGUCGGAAACCGACACGAUGAACGACAAAAACCAAAUUGCCCGUCUAAAAAAUGUAAUGCUCCUUCUCGUUUGGUUAGGAUAGCUGUAAAAGUUCCAAUCAUACCAUGGAUAACUCGUCUGUAUAGUAAUGGACCGUCUAUAGAACCAGAGUGUUUUGUGUGCAAGAACAAUAAAUUACUGUUAAAACGC